Molecule: messenger RNA, 1584 nt
Organism: Fibroporia radiculosa
Lineage: Eukaryota; Fungi; Basidiomycota; Agaricomycetes; Polyporales; Fibroporiaceae
Exons: 6
Coding region: 1-1584 (527 amino acids)
Biological process (GO): glucan catabolic process
Cellular component (GO): extracellular region; cell surface
Molecular function (GO): glucan endo-1,6-beta-glucosidase activity
Source: RefSeq, a predicted model, not a curated record
AUGGACAAGAUAUCUAGGUUCCUAAAGAGCCAUUUGAACCACCAGUCAUCAGCCUACACGUCCGGUGCUCACACACCUAUGCCUGCGAUCCCUACAAACACGCCUUUUCCAACGAGCACCGACCUGUACCGUCACCGCAAGCAGCGGGGAGUCAACCUCGGAUCCUGGUUUGUCCUCGAGCGCUGGAUUGCCGAGAGCCCCUUUCGUUCUGCUGCUAGCCCUGCCCAGAGUGAUCUUGACGUCGCGCGCGGCGCUGACGCGAAGGCCGUGCUGGAGCACCAUUGGGAUACUUGGAUAUCUGAAAGUGACUGGGCCUGGAUUGUAGAGAGGGGCAUCAAUACUGUUCGCAUCCCGAUCGGCUACUAUCAUCUCUGCGGAGCAGACUCAUCCGUCCUUCAAGGCACCGAUUUCGCAGACCUCGGACAUGUCUUCGCCGGCGCGUGGACAAGGAUCACGAAUGCGAUCGCGACGGCUAAUCGAUAUGGUUUGGGCGUGCUCAUUGACCUGCAUGCCGCUCCAGGUAAACAGAAUGCAGACUCCCACUCCGGCACGUCCCUCGAUCCGACGUUCUUCGCGAACCCGCACAACAUGCGGCAUACCACCCACAUCCUGUCCGUACUCCUAUUGCACCUUACAGCGUUCACCCAUUCGCAGAAUCCACCUCUGCCUAAUCUGGUCGGCAUCGAGCUUCUCAACGAGCCGCAGCCGCAGUCCCGCCACCACGCCUUGCAGCGAUGGUACGUGGACACCUUCCGCGCCAUGCGCACCAUCGAUCCAGCCAUCCCACUCUAUAUCGGCGACGUUUGGAUGACCGAUCAAUAUACUGACUUCUUGAGUGGGGCUGCCGUGGAUUUUGUCGUGCUUGACCAUCACUUGUACCGCUGCUUUACACCCGAGGACAGCUCCACCCCCGUAACAGAGCAUGCGCGCGCCCUGACAGACCCGAACGCGUGGGCGCCACAAAUGUUUGCUCGGGUGUCGCAGAAACUGCAGGGCGCAGGGUGCGGCUUAGUUGUCGGCGAAUGGAGCGGGGGACUCAACCCAGGCUCCCUGCACGGUGUAGACGAGGACCAAGGGAGGCGCGAUUACUUGCAUGCGCAACUGCAGUUGUACGAUCGGUGGUGUGCGGGCUGGUUCUUUUGGACAUACAAGAAAGAAUCUGGAGACAAAGGCUGGUCAUUCAGAGAUGCAGUGGGAGCAGGUGUGUUCCCAGCGUGGGUGGGCAUGAGAGCAAACAAUUCAGUCAAAGACGACCCUAUGCGGGUCAACAGAAGAGAUAGCGCAAGAGACAAAGCGUUGGGCGAACAUACAUCGUUUUGGUCACAGUAUCCAGGGAAUUACGAACAUUGGCGGUUUAGCGAGGGCUUUCUGAGGGGGUGGGAGGAUGCAUGGAUCUUCUUCGCCCAGGCUUCCCAGCAAUAUGCCACCUCGGUCCCGGAACUUGGAUUCAAGGGGCCAUGGGCAAAGCGUAGAGCCCAAGACCAUGCAGCGACGAAAGGCAAUGCCAACUUAUGGGAGUUUGAGCAUGGCCUUGCGCAAGGUGUGGAUGCUGCAAGGGCUGACUUUGCGGAAGUAUACUGUUGA